AUGAAUCUGUCGGUCCAAAAAAAAUCUACGAGCAGCCUGUUGCCUUCUACCUACUCGGCCUCCACAGACGGUUGGGCAAAUGGGCUGUCAGCCGACACAAGCUUCGCAAAUUCAAAGACGGUGGAAGACCGAUUCAUUGGCAUUGUGGACUACAAAGAGUUUCUUCACAACCCACAUGACAUGUGUGCGCACGCAGCUGGCAGUGUCGCGGAGGCGCGUUACCGCAAAACGCUUGAGUCACGAAUGGGACUAGGUGGCAGCGGUCUCAUGCUGUUUCAUGCCGGCGAUCUUGCAUCUAAUUUCCCGCGUCUGGACCUAAAUGGGGGCGAAUACCACCCGUGUUCAGCAGGUUGUGCGAACCGAGGGGAUAGCAUUACGACGAUGGAUGGGCAGCUGCAAUUGCCAUCGUUCAAUGCAGACCUCAUGACGGAGGUGGCGCAGGAGCCAAACGAUGGAUUUUGUACGCCGCCAUCGACACCCAUAAAAAACCGCAUUGAAGGAGCUCAAAUAAGUUUCCCAUCGUCUCAGAGAACAGCAUCGACCUUUUCUUCACCGAAGCCCCCAUUUACCGCGCAUGUUCAAUUGAAUAACGGGUGUCAUACUCCACUGGCGGUGUCGAAGAAUUGGGGCAUGGGGAAUCAAGAGACUCGAUCCUCCGGCAUGAACGGGGGCUUUAUCAGCGGCAGCCCGUAUAGUUACUCCCAGCGUUGUGACACGCACCGGACAACGCCUGCCCUCAGUACGAAUGGAUUUUCUUCCCCACUGCGUGGGUCUAGGAGUGGUGAUGUUGUCAGCACUCUUGCGACAAGCCCCCAUCCAGGUCGCAAUGCAACAUUGCAUUCAUGCGCUUCACCACAACUUCGUACACCUGUAAGGCAUGAAAAUGAUUUAUUGUGCACACCGACUCAGGGAGGGCAUGGAGGAAAUAUCACAGUUUCGCAGGGCGCAAGUCCAGUGUCACGAAGAAGUGUGUUAUAUUCACAACAUGCAACACCUCGUCGACAAGGUGAGACAUGCGAUCGAGUUCUUAGUGCGGAAGGGCUAUCUGUGUGUGAUGACCAGGGACGUCCAAAUUUUACUCCACUAAGCUGGGGUCAUAUGGGUGUCGUCGUUGCGUUGCAACGAAGUGUGUAUCUUUGGCAAGAGUCCGGAAAAACGUAUUUUCUUUUUGAAACCCCAACCGCGGCUACUAUUGUGAGUGCCGUUGCUUCUUCAAUGCGACCUACCGAGAUGGGCGACGUAUUUUUGGCGGUUGGUAUGACUGAUGGAUUUAUUACGGUGUUGAAAUAUUACGUGGGCGGCGAUUUCAUUGGAUGUGAUGCAUCCCAAUUCACGCCAACUGGUAUCCUGUUGGAAAAAACAACACAGAGCUCAUUUAUGGGCACCAUUUCUCAUGUUAGCACUCUGUAUCUUGUGGGACAUUUUUUGUUUUCUGGUUGCAUGGAUGGCAUUUUGACUGUUCGCAACCUUCGUGAUGGAUCAGUGAUUUGGCAUUCUUCUGGUGCAUGUGCACAGAUAGAUUUCUCUUCUUACGCAUCACGUCUAGCAGAUUACAGUGUGGAUGUUGGGGCACCCAUAUACAAAAUAGAAGCAACACCCGAUGGGGAACACAUCGCCGUCGGAACAAACGAUAGUCUCUUUGUUUACCAAACGAAUUGUAUGGGUCCAGAAAAUCGGACAAGACGUCGAGUUGUUUUUUCUGGAGCUCCGCGACCUGUUCGUGCCUUCUGUUGGUGGUCUUUUCCAUUCAGCUCUUCAAAUGGUCGUGCGGCGGACGCACAUCAUGGUUCUGGCAGUGGCAGUAGGUUUGACUUUUUGCACACGGUUCUUCUUUACGGUGGUGGCAGCGAUGGGUCUGUUCUCUCGGUGUACUUUGUUGGUAGUCGCUGCCACAAGACGACGUACCGCAUGUCAGCUCCGAUUUUGGGUAUAGUGAGCAGUGAGGCAUCUGAAGAGAUUUUUGUUUCUCUCGAUAUUGCUGGCGGUGAGGUGGAAAACGUAAGCAAUGCUGAGGAACUUGGGGUGCCGCCCGUCGUAGAUGGGAACGUGCAUCGCGUCGCUGAUAAUAUCACUGUUGGCGGCUUUGGUGGCCCCGACGACUGGGCCUCGUCCGGCUCCUCCAGUGAAGAAGAGGGUCUUCCCCAUGCUCCAUCCGUCGGCCAACACCUUCCCAUAGGUGUCUCGGGACGAGGAGGCCAUAACCGCAUGAAUGGCAACGGUGCAGGCGGCAUGACACUUGGGCUUUCUCCAGCACUGGCACGUCGUUUUAUUCAUCGUAUGGAAGCGACGAGGGCACGACCACCGUUGCCACACAUGACUCUCUUCCGUGAGUCCACGCAAGGAGCGGGGCUUCUGCAAUUGUUUCAGCUGAAGGAUGGCGGCGCCAGGUUGGAGCGGUUGAGUGGGUUUGUCGGUCCACACAUUGCCUCGCUGUACAUGGCACUUUCUCCCGACAACUCGCUUCUCGCCACCGCCGGGAGCGAAAUGAAGUUGCGUAUAUGGCGAGCCUUUAAAUUGAAGUCACCGGUACGUGGUGUUCGGUGUGAACUUCGCUGA
This is a messenger RNA of Trypanosoma cruzi, 2556 nucleotides long. RefSeq lists its product as uncharacterized. Gene Ontology annotation, biological process: positive regulation of anaphase-promoting complex-dependent catabolic process; positive regulation of ubiquitin protein ligase activity; anaphase-promoting complex-dependent catabolic process. The transcript has a single exon. Gene Ontology annotation, molecular function: protein binding; anaphase-promoting complex binding; ubiquitin ligase activator activity. NCBI's taxonomy places the organism in Eukaryota, Euglenozoa, Kinetoplastea, Trypanosomatida, Trypanosomatidae. Gene Ontology annotation, cellular component: anaphase-promoting complex. The record is from RefSeq and is a predicted model, not a curated record. The coding region runs from base 1 to 2556 and encodes 851 amino acids.